This is a messenger RNA of Neopsephotus bourkii (Bourke's parrot), 2736 nucleotides long. RefSeq names its product cell cycle control protein 50C-like. Gene Ontology annotation, cellular component: Golgi apparatus; plasma membrane; endoplasmic reticulum. Lineage: Eukaryota; Metazoa; Chordata; Aves; Psittaciformes; Psittacidae. The record is from RefSeq and is a predicted model, not a curated record. Gene Ontology annotation, biological process: phospholipid translocation.
UGUGAUAAAGAACAUGUAACCUUUUUGCAACUUUAAAUUGUAUCUGAAUCAACAGUAGUGAGUGUAGUAGGUUAAGAAAAUUGAUUUAUUUAGUCUUUCAAAACAAUGUUUUCUGUCCAGUGCUGUCUCAGCACCUGCAGUGCUCCCCAGUGGCAUCCCAUGGAAUUAGAAUAGAGCUCCUUUCAUUGUAUGCCAUGCCUGUUAGCUGGGCAGCUAUGGAAGUGAAGGGAGAAUACACUGAAAUUCCAGUAUAGCUGGCAAAUUAAUAAGAUGUAACAAAUCCUACUGAAUUUUGGACCAGGAAGAAUAUAUUUAAGUUUUUUCCAGUAUGCGUAAGAUGGACGCCCUGACCAAAGUACACAGUCGUUUGAUUGGUACAAGCUGAUAUGGGGAUCCAGGCACAACUGUAGAAAAUGAGGAAGAGAGAGAUCCAGUUAAUAAGUAAUUCCUGGCCAUAAUGCAGGUUUGAACAAACAGUACAGUCUUGCAACAGUAAGGACAGUAUCUCAGCCUAAACACUCUCCAGCGCAUUACUUCUUCCUCUCACCAAGAAGAAAAUGAAAAACAAGACGAGCUUUCUUCAGCAAGGAGGAGAAGCAUGUCCGGAUAGAAGGUGUCCGGAUAACAGUGCGUUCAGACAACAGAGACUACCAGCUUGGAAGCCCCAGCUUACCAUCGCAGCUGUGCUCUCCACCUUCUUUCUCACAGGCAUGUUCUGCCUCUCUGUGGGAGUCUGCCUCAUAUUGUCUGCAAACAGCAUCAGAGAAAUCCAGAUUGAUUAUUCAGAUAAAUGCUCAGAUUGUUUAAAACUUCGUGAAAAUUCAUCUAACUGGAAUAAGGAAUGCCCCUGUUCUGUUAAUUUCACACUAAAGGAAGAUAUAUUGGGUGAUGUUUUUAUGUACUGUGGGCUCCAAAACUUCUACCAAAAUCACUGUCGAUAUGUGAUAUCAAGAAGUGAUGCACAGUUGUUGGGUCGAAAUGUAAAUAUUGAGAAUAGUUACUGCGUGCUCUUGACAACCUACCCAAAUGGGAUGCCCAUGGCCCCAUGCGGCGCUAUUGCCAACAGCAUGUUCAAUGAUACUCUUGAUCUUUUUUACAGUCUUAACUCAUCUGUUAUUCAAGUACCGCUGUUGAAGCCUGGAAACAGCUGGUGGACAGAUAAAAAUGUGAAAUUUCGCAAUCCAAAAUCAUACAAUCUCUCUUCUGCAUUUGCAGGGACAUCAAGACCUCCUUACUGGCAGAAGCCAGUAUAUUUGUUAGACGAGGAAGAUGAAAAGAACAACGGUUAUGUAAAUGACGACUUCAUUAUCUGGAUGCGAGUGUCAGCCUUUGCUACCUUCAGAAAUCUUUACCGUCGUGUCAGACGGAUAAGGCAGUUUGCAGAUGGCCUCCCAGCAGGGAAUUACACUUUUUGUAUUUCUUACAAUUUCCCUGUUACCAAAUUCAAGGCAAGGAAGCAUGUGAUUCUUUCAACUGUGGUAUGGAGUGGAGGAAGUAACCCAUUCCUGGGAAUUGCCUAUGUGGUUUCUGGCACAGCAGCAACCCUGGCAGGUUUUGUCAUAACUGCUAUCCACUUAAAGCUCAGAAAAAGGAAAACAUACUUUCAGAAGUAAUAAGGUUCCCUAGCUUUCUGAACAAAGGCAAAGGUGUGCUGUGAGAGAGGAACAUGCAGCACCGACCUUUCAUUCUUUCCCCUGAGCACUGGAUCUCUUUCAAUAACAGGUUUAGUGAACAUUAGGCAAAUUGAGGGCUAUUCCAUCAUCCAGAACCAAACUUACCUGAGGCUGCAUUCUUAUUGUAAUCUAUGUGUGCUCCUAGGAAACUGGUAGUGAGAUGGACUUCAGUCAACAGAUAGUAUAGUGGGUUGAAAUUGCAAUGGCAAAGAAAUGGGGUACUAAUGUCUGGAUAGAAGUAAGGGUCUGUAUUUAUUUCUUACUCAGCCCUUAAUUCAGAAAGUAUUUCUCUUGACUUAAAUGGAGCUUUGAAUGGGUAAAAAGUGUGGUCUUGAUACAACAAAAAGCUUGAGCAGGUAGAACUCGGUGCUAAAAUCUGUUUGUUGGCCACAGGUGGACUGACUGGCUUGGCUUAGGUUUUAUAUACCUUUUUCAGCUAUCCUGAAAAAGCAACCAGUUUAGCACAGCAUAUUCAUCACAGUUUGAUACCUGAGUUAUGAUUGAAUAUAGGACAUUUUUUAGGCAUUUCAAGUUUGUUUAAACCCAAUUUAUCGGUUUUACCUAGAUAUUGAGACUAACUUGCAAAGCUAGAGGGCAUCAAAACACUGACUUACAAUUUUAAUUAUGAUUUAAUGGGAAGUUUAAAUUAAAAUCUCCUUUAAUACUAAAUAUUUUAACAGAAACAUCUACCUAAUAUAACACCUAGGCCAUGGUUGCAGUCCUACCUACUCAACCCUUCCACACGAAAGUUCAGACUCUUAUGUAUCCUUUUCCCUUUCAUGCCCCCAUUUCUGUUGGUGCAGUGACUUACUGUCAACAGAAAACAAAGCAUCAGAAGAUCUGACAAUAUUCAGAAAGUAAACACUGCUGCUCAUAAUAGGCUUACAGGUUUUCUUGUUUCAUGGUCAAAAUGUUACACAUUUAGGAGUUAUUUCCAGUCUCUCACAAAAUGUAGAAACAGCACUGAAGCGUUCAGGUCAAGUAUACUGUGGUACGUCUGAUUUUUUUUUUUUAAAUAAUAUGUCUGUUGCAAAAGUGCAAAUGGAAUAAAAACUUUAAAUUU